CACUCCUCAUCCUCCACCGCCACUGCGCACCCAAAACUUGGAGGCUGCGAAAGUCCGGAGAUUGAUGCGCCACGCACCCGCAGGAUCCCCGGCAGGCACAGCGCAGGUAGGAAAAGGAGUGGGGGGGAGGGGAACAUGAGCGUGCCCAAAAGUGAAUCCGCCACGUCCCUGCUGAGAUCCUCGGUGCUCCAGCGCAUGUCGGAUCCGGCACCCCGACCGAGGAACCGGCGCGGAGGGCGAGGCGCGGAGGCAGAGUCGGGCUCCGUGGAGGAGGAGGAGGCGAGCGCCAGGAGACCUCUGUGCCGGCCCACGGAGGAGGUGAAGCAAAAGUCACGCAGCAAGUCCUGCAAGUCCAAAAGCGGGCUCGGACGCAAGGGCGCGCCGGGCGAGCCGCGCAAGGAAGUCCGAGACGACACCGAGUUGUUCUUCCAGACCGGCAAGAAGGGCGCCGCUGGUGGGUCAGCAUCCAGUCUCAGCUCGGACACCCCGGCCCGGCCCACUUCCGGCCGGAGGACCAAGAGGCUCAGCACCACUUCCGACUAUGACGCCAGUCUGCACCCUAUCGUCAAGUCCGUGUUCGGGCAGGACCGGGAGCUGAGGCCGGAAGAAAUGGACGAGCUCCGUGAGGCGUUCAAGGAGUUCGACAAAGACAAAGACGGCUUCAUCGGCUGCAAAGACUUGGGGAACUGCAUGAGGACCAUGGGCUACAUGCCCACAGAGAUGGAGCUGAUAGAACUCAGUCAGCAGAUCAACAUGAACCUGGGCGGACAUGUGGACUUUGAGGACUUUGUGGAGCUCAUGGGGCCCAAACUGCUGGCUGAGACGGCGGACAUGAUCGGCGUGAAGGAGCUGCGUGAUGCCUUCAAGGAGUUCGACACAAACGGCGACGGUCAGAUCAGCACCGCAGAACUCCGAGAGGCCAUGAAGAAGCUUUUAGGACAACAGGUGGGUCACAGAGACCUGGAGGACAUUCUGCGAGACAUCGACCUCAACGGAGAUGGACACGUGGAUUUUGAAGAGUUUGUCCGGAUGAUGUCUCGAUGACUUGAUCUCAGACCUGCCAGAACUGACCAAGUCUGCCCCGAAGCUGCACUGCUGGAACAACAACAUCAACAAUGUUGUUUGGACUAUAAACUCUGUUUUUAUCAAGAAUAUUUGUCCUUUUUUUUUUUUCUUUUUUUUUUAAGAAAAACAAGCACACUUUUUUGUGUGCUGACGUGGUUGUUGAGUGCAUGAUUAUACUCUUGUAGCCAUGGAGACCAUGUCAAGGAGAGCCUCAGAACAAUGGAGGGUAUCUCAGGGUAUUUUCUAAAAGCACUUAGACCAUGGUCGGUAAGAGUCGACACUGAUCCAAUAUGGCAAUAUGGACUUGUUGAUGUGGUUUGGGCAGGUGUGUUUGUGUUUUGUGCUUCUUGUUGUUUCCUUGUCCACUGGGACUGUUGUUUCAUUGAUUUGGUGGUGUAGUCAAAUGUGAUGUAGCAAAGGUCUUUUUUCUCUCUGCAUUCAAUGGGUACUGUCAGUCCCACUAUUUUAUUACUAUAGCAAUAUUUCUUUAACCCUUAAGAGAUCCAAGGGGACAUUUAGUUUUUUAGGUGACAUCCCCUCGAGGAUGUUCUUUUCUAAAAACAUUUUUAAAAAAGGUUACAUGUUACUCCAACUAGGCUAAAAUGACAAACAACGUUUGUCCUUGGUAUAAAAAAAAAACGUCUGUUUUUGAUCAUUCAUCCAUCUGAAAAUAAAUUAAUGUAGUCACAUAGGGUGAGAUUUCACCUGAAACUGCUGGACUUGUAGUUUCUAUUUUUGUAUUCGUCCGCCAGAUGGUGCUAUGAUUGCCCAUUCAAAGCAUGCAGCAAAACCUCUAAACUAUUACUAUCUUUUUAUUU
Nerophis ophidion (straightnose pipefish) is the source of this 1883-nucleotide messenger RNA. It is a transcript of the gene cabp1b, whose product is annotated as calcium binding protein 1b. The coding region runs from base 136 to 1044 and encodes 302 amino acids. The transcript has 7 exons. Lineage: Eukaryota; Metazoa; Chordata; Actinopteri; Syngnathiformes; Syngnathidae. The record is from RefSeq and is a predicted model, not a curated record. Gene Ontology annotation, molecular function: calcium ion binding.